UAAAUGCAGUGGGUGAAGUUGAACCUCAGUAGGCAGUACAGUGGGGGCAGGUCACAGGUGGGAGAAUCGUGGUCGCUCCAGUCACUUUGUGCUUUUAGACCAUUGUUUAUGGUCUGCGAAGGGUUAGCUUUUAGCUAAGGAUAGCUUUUAGCUAAGGAUGAAAUAAAAUUGUUUUAAUUUGUGGAGGACAAUGGGUUUUGCACAAAUCCAGGUGGGCAGGCUCCCUAUGACCACUACGUUACCAUGCUGAUCCACCACUUUGACAAGUUCCUGAAUUCCAAACAAAAGCAGCUUAGUGGGAAAAAUAAAAAAUUUGAUUCAGUCAGCAUAUCUCUUCGGGUCACAUUCCAGUUAUGUUUCCUUUAUGAGAUUAUAAAAGAAUGAUUAUUAUAGCUCAGUGGAUCUCCCAGGAUCCCUUGCUGGCGAUGUGAUUUCCGGAGAAGAAGGAACUUAAUGUUUUCAAAAGUUUCGUCGCAAUAUUGUGGCUACAAUGCCUGGUUUAAAAAUCUGCUGCGAGCCUUUGCCGCCGAAAUCCAACCAGCCUGGCUUGCCGCGUAGCCUUUUAUACAGUGGCAGUCGCUUUCAAGGGCAACAGAAGAGCAAGGGAAACAGUUACGACGUUGAAGUCGUUUUGCAGCAUGUCGACGAGGAAAAUGCCUUCCUUUGCGGAUAUUUAAAAAUUAUAGGUUUAACAGAGGAAUAUCCUUUGUUGACGACAUAUUUUGAUGGUGAAAUUAUUUGUGAUAAACAUCCAUUUCUUACGAGAAAAUGGGAAGCUGAUGAGGAAGUUGACAGAAAACAUUGGGGAAAGUUCCCUCCAUUUUAUCAGUUUGCAAAACAUUUUAACAGUGAUAACUUUGACUACACACAACUAAAUAAUUUGGACUUCGCUUUUAUGAGGUGGAAAGAACACUUUUUAGUCCCAGACCACACUAUAAAGGAUAUCAAUGGUGCCUCAUUUGCUGGUUUUUACUAUAUAUGUUUUCAAAAAUCCACAGCAACAAUGGAGGGUUAUUACUAUCACAAAACUUCAGAAUGGUAUCAGACGUUAAAUCUAUAUCAUGUUCCAGACCACAGUCAAUCUAUUUUUGAGUUUAGAUAACGACAUCUGCAAAGAUGACAACUGGUUU
Molecule: messenger RNA, 1130 nt
Organism: Dendronephthya gigantea
Lineage: Eukaryota; Metazoa; Cnidaria; Anthozoa; Malacalcyonacea; Nephtheidae
Product: glucose-induced degradation protein 4 homolog
Exons: 7
Coding region: 491-1102 (203 amino acids)
Biological process (GO): protein targeting to vacuole; negative regulation of gluconeogenesis; proteasome-mediated ubiquitin-dependent protein catabolic process
Cellular component (GO): GID complex; extrinsic component of membrane
Source: RefSeq, a predicted model, not a curated record